This is a messenger RNA of Prunus armeniaca (apricot), 1119 nucleotides long. NCBI's taxonomy places the organism in Eukaryota, Viridiplantae, Streptophyta, Magnoliopsida, Rosales, Rosaceae. The record is from the annotation of a GenBank genome assembly.
AUGAAAAUGAUCUCCGGGUACACAGCAAACGGAGACCGUCUGCAACAGCUAAAAGCCUUUGACGAGUCCAAAUCUGGUGUCAAGGGGAUCGUCGACAAAGGCAUCACAAAAAUCCCACCAAUUUUCGUUCGGCCGCCGGAAUUUUCUGGCGGCGACAAACCAAGUUCCGGCCAUCGAACUCGAACCCAGUUCAGUGUUCCUGUUGUGGACCUCACCGACACAGUCGGCCGGCGUGCUGACGUGGUUGCCGGAGUUCGGCGUGCCGCAGAGACUGUUGGGUUCUUCCAGGUGGUGAACCAUGGGAUACCCAAGAGAGUGUUGGAUGAGAUGUUGGCGGCGGCGCGUGGGUUCCACGAGCUGCACAGGGAGGUGAAGUCUGAGUACUACAGCAGGGAGCUGCUGAGGAAAGUCAAGUUUGGAAGUAACUUUGAUCUGUAUCAGUCAAGGUUUGCUAAUUGGAGGGACAGUUUGUUUUGUGUCAUGGGUCCUGAGCCUCUUGAUCCUCAAGAAUUGCCUCUAAUUUGCAGAGACAUAACUAUGGAAUACUCUGAAAAUGUUCACAAAUUGGGUGUCACAUUGUUUGAAUUGCUAUCGGAGGCACUUGGGCUCAAACCUGACCACCUUAUUGGGUUGGAUUGUGCAAAGGGGCAUCUUAUUCUUAGUCACUACUAUCCACCGUGCCCUGAGCCUGAACUCACAAUGGGCACCAGCAAACACUCAGAUCCUGACUUUCUCACCAUCCUACUCCAGGACCAAAUUGGUGGCCUCCAAGUUUUGUAUGAGAACCAGUGGAUUGAUGUUCCUCCUGUGCCUGGAGCUCUUGUAGUCAACAUUGGAGAUCUCUUGCAGGCAAGCCCUCUAAUUCCUCUAACAACUAUAUUUAAGAGCGUAGAACAUCAGGUGCUUGCAAACCAUGCAGGGCCAAGAGUGUCCAUUGCCUGCUUUUUAACCCCGCAUCUUCACCCUUCGACAAGGUUGUACGGCCCCAUAAAGGAGUUGUUGUCAGAAGAUCGUCCGCCUGUUUACAAAGAAACCUCACUGAAAGACUUCAUUGCCUACUACGAUAAGAAAGGGCUUGAUGGAAACUCUGCACUAACACAUUUCAAGUGCCAAAGGUAA